AUGAGUAGGGGCCACAAGAGUUUUAAGGUGCCUAAUAGUAAAAACCUAAAUUGCCUAGAAGACACUGUUGGUGGAAUUAUGGACAUCAAAGGUAAUUCUGAUGAGGACUCAGAAGAAGUGAGAACUGUAACUCUGGAGGGGACACAAACAGCAAGAAGCAGUGCCAGAGAAACAGUGGCAGCAGAACCAGAACACCAAAGAGUUUUGGAGGAUUUCACUCUCGAAAAUAUUCUUUCCCACAUUUAUUAUUUUCGUUGUCGUGACUACACAGAGCUACUGGCACAAGUUUAUCUUCUUCCAGACUUCCUUUCAGAGCACUCAAAGGUUCGAUUAGUGAUAGUGGAUGGUAUUGCUUUCCCUUUUCGUCAUGACCUAGAUGACCUCUCUCUCCGGACACGGUUACUAAAUGGCCUUGCCCAGCAAAUGAUCAGCCUUGCAAAUAAUCACAGAUUAGCUGUAAUUUUAACCAAUCAGAUGACAACAAAGAUUGAUAGAAAUCAGGCCUCACUGAUUCCUGCUUUAGGGGAAAGUUGGGGACAUGCUGCUACAAUACGGCUAAUUUUUCACUGGAACCAAAAGCACAGGUUGGCAACAUUGUACAAAUCACCAAGCCAGAAGGAGUCCACAGUACUGUUUCAAAUCACACCUCAGGGAUUUAGAGAUUCUCUUGUUGCUACUGCACAUUCAUUGCCAACAGAAGCUUCACCGAAUUCACGGAAACGGUCACGAGAAUCAGAGAAAGAAGCAGAGUAAUCCAAAAACUCAUCUCAAAGUGUAACAAAUGUAUUGAUACUAUGAGAGUCAGUGUGUACAAGUCAUAGGCAUGUUACUUUGAGAUAUAAACACCCACUAUGGCAUAAAU
This is a messenger RNA of Orycteropus afer afer, 862 nucleotides long. RefSeq names its product DNA repair protein RAD51 homolog 3-like. Gene Ontology annotation, biological process: DNA repair; meiotic DNA recombinase assembly; reciprocal meiotic recombination. The record is from RefSeq and is a predicted model, not a curated record. Gene Ontology annotation, cellular component: replication fork; Rad51C-XRCC3 complex; Rad51B-Rad51C-Rad51D-XRCC2 complex. NCBI's taxonomy places the organism in Eukaryota, Metazoa, Chordata, Mammalia, Tubulidentata, Orycteropodidae. Gene Ontology annotation, molecular function: crossover junction DNA endonuclease activity; four-way junction DNA binding; ATP binding.